Molecule: messenger RNA, 2052 nt
Organism: Tricharina praecox
Lineage: Eukaryota; Fungi; Ascomycota; Pezizomycetes; Pezizales; Pyronemataceae
Exons: 2
Coding region: 181-1695 (504 amino acids)
Source: RefSeq, a predicted model, not a curated record
ACUUCUUCCCCAGCACCCACCGCUACAUACCGCCUUCUUACUUGCUUGCUUACUUGCUUACCGACCUAUUCACACACAUAAACUCCACGACUGGUCGCUGGAUAUCCAUUCUUGUCCAUCGUGCUUCCACCUCUUCGUUCGUUUGAUUCACUCUCACUCACUCACCUGUCACAAAACUUCAUGUCGCCGUCCUCCGCGAUGAUGCGCAGAAGCCUCUUCAAGCUUUGCCUGAUACUAGCUAUCCCCGUCAUAUACCUCCUCCACCGAAACGAGGAGCUGCGGUUUCCAACAUUCCAUUCGGCGAACGGCGGGGGGAAGAGCGGUUCGGGACUAUUCCUAUCAGAUGUCCGGGCUCCGCCUAUAGAUGGUAAUCUGGUCGCCCAGAAUGAGGGUAUCAGCAAAGGUCCAUGGAUCAUCGAUCCGCCUUUACCGAACCGUAUCCCCACGGGGCCGUUCACAAUCCGAUUCAAGUGUCUAUGGCACGUCGCCGACCUCUGUCCGAAGCGCUACAUUGUUAUCCUCCGCGGCCCGACGAUCUACGCGCCCUCGAUCGAAACGUCGAAACUAGAUCCAAACGACGGGUCGGUGGUCACGGUCGAGAUCAAUGUGCCCGAGUCAGGGCAGUAUGAGCUCUAUGCGUGGCCAGACUUUGAAACCUGUCCGAAGCAAUGGAGAGAACACAUGACGUAUCCCAUCAACCGGGGGCAAGUGAUUGGAACUCCGGCGCAUGUGCAGAUCAGCGGCAGGCCGUUGGUCAUCGAUGGGUUCGAGCCUUGUGUUCUCGGUGGUCCGGAGACCGUAGGACGUUCGCAGGGAAGGUGGAUCGCCAGGUCUGCGUUGCAGAGCCAGUACCGACAGUCGGAUUGGGCCCGGAGCUUCCCCGAGAAUCAGGAGUACAUUUUCCAGCCGUACAGCUGCAAGCGGCCUCACCGCACCGCGGCGGAUAUCGAUCGCAGUUCAAACAUCACGAACAUCCUCUUUCUCGGCGAUUCCGUGUUGAGGGGUGCUUUCUGCUCCCAGGUAUGGCCGCAGCUAUCCAAGUCGGGCAAGGCGGACGGGAACUGCCAGUUCAUCAACGACGCUAUGCUCUAUCACGUCGCGCCAAAGGACAUGGUUCAUGAAACGCCGAAAGGACAGAAGAUCGGGCUGUCCUUCAGGUUUAUGGACGACCACCCCAACGAGCGCGUUGCACAGCUCGCAAAUAACGUGCCGAAGCCGUCCCACAUCGUCACGAACCUCGGACUGUGGCUGGCUCCGUUCACGACUGAGCAGUACACCGCCAUUGUCGAACAAUUCCUGCAGCAACUGUACGACAUGUUCCCGCAGGCCACGGUGGUCUGGCGGACGACCACCGACGUUGCGCCGAUGAUCCAGUGUUUCUCGGACAAGGGCAUGACCCGCCGAGUGAUCAGCGAGCAGCGCGAGGCAUCGCUCAAGCUUGUCGAGCAGAUGAGGGCCAAGGGCAUGCGGAUCUACGUGGUGGACGGGUACGCGAUGACACAAUCGCGACCGGACUCGGGCAACGAUGGCCGCCACUGGGUGGUUGAGAGCCCCGAGGAGAACGGAUGGCUGCCUCACUCGAGGCCCUCGAUCAAUGAGGCCGAGAGGGCGGUGCUGGACGGCGUCUGGGAUAUCAUCAUGCAGGACGAGGGAUCAAAAUCGAAGGUUGAGACUGCUGUGCCGCAAUGGUGGUAAUGGGUUCAAGAUAUUUCAGCACUUACUGACACUCGGAAACGAACUUUUUUUUAUUAGUCCUGGGGAACCUUCUUCUAGAAGUAGGCUACGAACACAUAUACAUUGUACAUAUUGGAAGAACGGAGGAGGGGGGGGUUCUUCCUGCACAGCAUAGAAAGCGGCACAUUUUCAGAUUUCUCUUUUUUCUUUCUUCUUGGGUUUUGGGCAGGUCUUUCUGGAGUUUCCUUUUUUUUUGUAUCUUUUCUUCUUCUCCUUUCUCCCCUCUGGCAUGUAUGUACCUAGAGUAGAGUACCUAGAGUAAAGUAGCUAUGGAUUUGCAGCGGUCAUUUGAGAGUUCUACUGAUCAUCUCCAUGUGC